AUGAAGAGAAAGUGCAGCUCCGGGGGGGUCAUUACCAAACACAGGGACCACGGGGGGUCCAGCACCGACGGGACGCUUCAUAGAGAGGUCCUGGAUCAUCAGACCGUCAUCAGACCUAUCAUCAGACAAUCAUCAGACAAUCAUCAGACAAUCAUCAGACCCAUCAUCAGACCCAUCAUCAGACCCAUCAUCAGACCGUCAUCAGACCGUCAUCAGACCUAUCAUCAGACCCAUCAUCAGACCCAUCAUCAGACCCAUCAUCAGACCUAUCAUCAGACCCAUCAUCAGACCGUCAUCAGACCUAUCAUCAGACCCAUCAUCAGACCCAUCAUCAGACCCAUCAUCAGACCCAUCAUCAGACCCAUCAUCAGACCCAUCAUCAGACCCAUCAUCAGACCAUCAUCAGACCAUCAUCAGACCCAUCAUCAGACCCAUCAUCAGACCCAUCAUCAGUCCCAUCAUCAGUCCCAGCAUCAGACCGUCAUCAGACCAAUCAUCAGACCAAUCAUCAGACCUAUCAUCAGACCUAUCAUCAGACCCAUCAUCAGACCCAUCAUCAGACCCAUCAUCAGACCCAUCAUCAGACCCAUCAUCAGACCCAUCAUCAGACCCAUCAUCAGACCCAUCAUCAGACCAUCAUCAGACCCAUCAUCAGACCCAUCAUCAGACCCAUCAUCAGACCCAUCAUCAGACCCAUCAUCAGACCAUCAUCAGACCCAUCAUCAGACCCAUCAUCAGACCCAUCAUCAGACCCAUCAUCAGUCCCAUCAUCAGUCCCAUCAUCAGACCCAUCAUCAGACCCAUCAUCAGACCCAUCAUCAGACCCAUCAUCAGACCAUCAUCAGACCCAUCAUCAGUCCCAUCAUCAGUCCCAGCAUCAGACCCAGCAUCAGACCGUCAUCAGACCAAUCAUCAGACCUAUCAUCAGACCCAUCAUCAGACCCAUCAUCAGACCCAUCAUCAGACCCAUCAUCAGACCCAUCAUCAGACCCAUCAUCAGACCGUCAUCAGACCGUCAUCAGACCUAUCAUCAGACCCAUCAUCAGACCUAUCAUCAGACCCAUCAUCAGACCAUCAUCAGACCCAUCAUCAGACCCAUCAUCAGACCCAUCAUCAGACCGUCAGUCCUUUAAUUUUACCGACAUAUUUGGAAAAUCAGCAAAGAAGUUGAGUCCUCUUCUGCCGGAGUGGCCUGGGCAUCGAUCUCUGCUGGAGUGGCUUAAGCUCCGCAGCUCCAGUCGAUACUUUCACCUUCAGUCAAAUCCCACACAACAGGAACUGAGCAGACCCUGA
Molecule: messenger RNA, 1293 nt
Organism: Knipowitschia caucasica
Lineage: Eukaryota; Metazoa; Chordata; Actinopteri; Gobiiformes; Gobiidae
Source: the annotation of a GenBank genome assembly